AUGUCAGUAUAUUCUACGGAUUCGUUGGAGGAUAUUAAUGCAGUUUCUCCAAGAGACCAAAGUUCUUUACACAGGAACAAUGAAUAUACCGGAUCCAAUAAAACCACGCCGAACGCUGGUACCGACAAAGACGCGAAGAUAGCCAAGACGAGGAAUGCGAUAAUUGCGAGCAGAGGAUUCGCAGACGUGCCCAAACGACGACGCCCGGCGUCUUCCAGGAACGGGAAACGGGACGUCACGGCUCGUCUUAAGGGAAACAAUGCAGACAAUUCAACGCAAGAUGAGACCAUAAGCAAGAGGUUCUCUGCGAGAUGUUCAAAGCGUUUCUCGAAGGCGUUCGCAACGAAACGCAGCUCCAUGGACAGCCCGAUGUCUAUGAAGCCUGAUAAAAAGCUCGGGAACGUGCUCCCGCCAAAGAUCCAGCCGGCGAGGAAGCCACGCUCCUAUUUGGGGCUUUAUCGUCGUAGAUUCAGUGAGCUGCAAUACAAUGCUCGAUCCCCGAAGGGAUCCACCUUGUCGGUUUGCGGGGACAGCGAACGAGAGCAGCUCAGUGACGACGAUGCACGUACGCUGGCUACCCCGAGGGACGAUCAAAGCGAGCUGAGUUUUUAUCGGCGUAUAAUCGAGGGAACCGUCGAUCCCCUGGCCUCUCUCACCGAAACCGUGCGACGACAAGGGCUCCGAGACCUCGACACGAGCUCGAGCAGGGCCAAGCAGGACGAUAAAUCGAAGAAGAGUCUCGGUUACAGGCCGUAUACCAUCGAAGAGUACAAGACUUUGUCGAUACCAAAGCUGGAUCGUUCUCUUGGGCCCGAUACAGUUGAGAUGCAAGCAAAGAGAGAGUGGCUGAUGCGGCGAAGGUCAUACGGGAACUCGGUUAGUGCGCGUAAUCGCCAGCGGAUACUGUUGCAGGCGCACAAGCUCAAGUCGGAAGAUGAUAUCGUUGAAAAAUGCUUUCUGCCUCCUUUGAAGGAUCAGGAGGUCGAUGCAAAGGCACAAGAUCAGUGUUUGAAGAUACCUGAAGAUCGAGAAAUCAUUCAGACAACUAGUAACGUGAAAAACAGGAGAUACGUAAAGAGAAACUGUGACAAAACCUCAUCGAGGAGGCCUAAGAAAUUUGAACGAACAUCGAGUUUCAGUUCGCUGCUAGACUCGAACGACGUCGUCGAAGAUUCAUAUCUGGAGUCUCUACGACAGCGUCAUCUUCAUGAGAAGCAGAUGAUCGACCGAAUUAUACACGAAGCACUGUGUCCGUGAUUGCGUGCAAACAGAAUU
Ceratina calcarata is the source of this 1275-nucleotide messenger RNA. RefSeq lists its product as uncharacterized. NCBI's taxonomy places the organism in Eukaryota, Metazoa, Arthropoda, Insecta, Hymenoptera, Apidae. The transcript has 7 exons. The record is from RefSeq and is a predicted model, not a curated record. The coding region runs from base 1 to 1257 and encodes 418 amino acids.